Molecule: messenger RNA, 1751 nt
Organism: Entelurus aequoreus (snake pipefish)
Lineage: Eukaryota; Metazoa; Chordata; Actinopteri; Syngnathiformes; Syngnathidae
Product: alpha-tectorin-like
Exons: 10
Coding region: 1-1275 (424 amino acids)
Biological process (GO): neutrophil migration
Cellular component (GO): apical plasma membrane; cell surface
Source: RefSeq, a predicted model, not a curated record
AUGUUUACCAAGAGGUGUUACCUCGGACUCCCCUCAGCUCCCCCUAUUCAUGUGCGGAAUCCCAUUGUUGGCGGGGACAUCAUUCAAGCUGGUGUGGAGGGAGGCUCCCGCUUCAUUGGGGAGGAUUCACAUAAGCGGGAAGUGAAGAUGGCAGCCGUCACUUUGGUGUGUGCCUGCUUUCUGCUCACCUUGAAGGCGGUCUCCUCCGACGUCUCCCCGCAGACGCACCAGGAAGAGCUGAAUGAGACGGUGAUGUGCACCAACGCUCACAUGGAAGUGGUCAUACCCGCCUCCUUCUUCCUGCACAAAGUCCCCCCCGUCUAUGUCUGGGAUUUGCAUCUAAACGACCCAGAAUGCCGAGGGGCGGAGGUGGGAGACGACUACGUCUUCAGCAUAAAGAACAAUCUGUCUGACUGCGGCUCCAUCAUGAGCUCAGACGACACACACAUCAUGUUCAUCAACACAAUCCACAACAACCACACGGAGGUGAUCACCAGGAACUACAUCAACAUCACCUUUGUGUGCCGCUACCCCGUCAACUACAUGGUGCAGCAGCCCAGCGGGGGCAACAUGAUCCAGGUGGACGUGCGGACCAUCACUCUGAACACGGAGGACGGCAACUUCUCGGUGUCCAUGCUGCUGUUCAAAGACCAGAACUUCCAGGACCAGUGGAGCACGGUGCCCUGGCUUACCCUCCACGACGACAUCUUUGUCAAAGUGUUCAUGAUUCCAGCUCACCUGACGCUGCGCAUGGAUCGAUGCUGGGCCACGCCCACCAGCGACCCCUACAGCAACAUUCAGUACACCUUCAUCAGAGACAGCUGCCCGCUGCUCACGGACCAGCACACCCUGAGUGUGCUGAACAACGGCCAGGGUCCAGAGGCCACCUUCAGGAUCCAAAUGUUCAAGUUUGUGGGCACCUCCUACACUGACGUCUUUCUGCACUGCAACGUCCAGAUCUGCCACAACGGCGCCAGCCCGUGCCAACCUAACUGCACAGCUGAAGAUGUCUUCAUGAGGACCAGGCGGGACAUCCCCCUCUCACACACCGUCUCUUACGGGCCCAUAAGGCGGCGGACUGACCACAGGGACACGCCCCAUUCAAGCCCAGUCCCUCCGGUGGAGACUUUAGUCCUGGGGGGUCUGCUGGUGGUCCUGCUGGUGGUCACGGGGGUGUUUGGGAGGCUGUGGGUCCGCUCCAGAAGGUUCUACCCGGCCAGGGAGGCCCAGCUCACUUUGUCCAACAUCCAGCACAUCUCAGAGGUGGCCUCGUGAGACUCAACCAUGAAAUAAAGACUUUCCCUUCAACAACUUUCUAGAGAAUACUAGAGAAGAGCCCAAUGAGAUAUUGCAAAAUGAAAAGAGCGAUAUAAAAGUUGUCUUUCUUUCUAUAUUAAAAACUAUUUAAGUCUGUUUCCGCCACAAAAAGAAAAAAGUCACAAUUAUUAAAUAUAAAGUCGAAAUUAUGAAAUAAGAAAAGUUGGCAUCAUAAUUUUAUUUUCAUAAUUUCGAUUUUUAAUCUCAUAAUUAUGACUUUCUAUCUCUUACUUUCGACUUUUUGUCAUAAAUUUGAUUUUUUUUUCCAUAAUUUCGUCUUUUUAUCUCAUAAUUAUGACUUUUUAUCUCAUAAUUAUGAGUUUUUAUCCCAUGAUUUUGUCUUUUUAUCUCACAAUUAUGACUUCCUAUGUCAUACUUUUGUCUUUUAAUCUCAUAAUGAUUUUUUAUCUCAAAAUUGGGACUUUAUUUCAUAA